This is a messenger RNA of Talaromyces amestolkiae, 729 nucleotides long. RefSeq lists its product as uncharacterized. The record is from RefSeq and is a predicted model, not a curated record. The transcript has 4 exons. Bases 1 to 729 code for a protein of 242 amino acids. Gene Ontology annotation, cellular component: cytoplasm. Lineage: Eukaryota; Fungi; Ascomycota; Eurotiomycetes; Eurotiales; Trichocomaceae. Gene Ontology annotation, biological process: protein folding.
AUGGAUAUGCCAGUGAAUGUCCCCGUGGACCACCCCGAAGCGGAUACAGAGUGGAAUGACAUCCUUCGAAAACACGGAGUCAUACCGGAAAAGCCCCCAUCACCGACACCAAUUAUCGAAGAAGCUAUUCUUGAAGCUCAGCGACGAGCCCACGAAAACCGACUCGAGGACAAGGAUUUAGACGAGCUCGAUGCGCUCGAAGAUGAAGAAGAUGAAGACUUCUUGGAGCAAUAUAGAAAAAAACGCAUGGCCGAAAUAUCCACCCUCCAGAAAGCAAGCGUCUACAACCAAGUCUACCCUCUACAAAAAACAGACUACGCCAAAGAAGUCACAGAUGCUUCCGCAGAAGCCUUCGUUCUCGUGAAUUUGACCUCAUCGACAGGUGGAAACACAGAAUCCCGCGUACUGAGCGAAAUAUGGAGACAGCUGGCGCCCAAAUAUGGAGAAAUCAAGUUUUGCGAAAUCAGAGGCGACAUGUGUAUAGAAGGGUAUCCAGAUCGUAAUACGCCUACGAUAUUAGUUUAUAAAGAUGGAGAGAUCCGGCGACAAUAUGUGACAUUGAGAGAGCUUCAGGGUGUGAGGACGAAGGCCGAAGACGUUGAAAAGGUUCUCGUGGACUUGGGGGCGCUUAAGGAGGGCGAUAUGCGACUUAGAAAACAAGAUGACUCCGACGACGAGAGGAACCGGGCUCCUGAAAAGGAAGAUGAAGAUGACGAUGACUGGGAUUGA